GAUUCAGGCACUUAACACAGAUAUUUUACAUCAAUAUGAUAGCUAUUAUCAAAAUCUUUAGCAAUGUCACGUCAUUGUUUCUCACGAACGUCAUGUGCAAUUUCGGACACGAAGUUAAUCUGUAAAUAAACAUAGGAUUAUCUUAUCUGAGGCUUAUCUGUAGAAUGCGGCAGGUCUGGGCGGUGGGGGGCGGUCCCUCGCUCGCGACCAAGCCACAGCUGAUUUCACAUGUGCCCGUCCGCGGUACCGCGCGCUCGCUGUGCGUUUCUCUCUGUGAAAAUGCCGGCAACUUAAUACAUCGGCAAUAAUACUAUAAAGUUAUAAAUAAUUCCGAAAGUGAAUGUGUUACUGAUACUAUUGCACGGACCAAUAAAUAUACACAAAAGGAUAUUCACGGAAACAUUGGAGCGAUAUUUUUACUUGCGGAUGGUGUCAUAAGGCGUGUGUCCAGUCAUGCGCAGCGACGUGGCAUACCGCGGGCUCUCGCAGCACGUGGAGCUGGACCGGGCUGCAGACCCUCGCGACCGGUUCACUCUACAGGAGCUGAUCGGAGAGGGGACAUACGGCGAAGUGUACUGCGCCAGGGACAAGAAGACCGGCCGACGGGUUGCUAUCAAGAUCUUGGAAAACAUAACCGAAAAUAUAGAAGAAAUUGAAGAGGAAUUCCUUGUGUUUCGAGAUUUAUCAGGUCACCCUAAUAUUCCGGAGUUCUUCGGACUGUUUUUGAAGCGUGGCGUCUGUUCAGAUGACGACCAAAUAUGGUUCGUCAUGGAGCUCUGCACCGGCGGUUCGGUGACUGAUUUAUGCGCGGGAAUGCGGGCUCGCGGGAGCAAUCUCACCGAACCACAACUCGCGUAUGUGUUGCGAGGAACCGUACGGGCCUUGACACAUCUACACGCUCACCGAUGCAUGCAUCGUGACGUCAAAGGGCAUAACAUUCUGCUCACAGAAGAUGCUGAAGUUAAACUUGUUGAUUUUGGUGUAUCGUCGCACUUGGCGGCCACAGCUGCCAGACGAAAUACUUCAGUGGGUACGCCUUACUGGAUGGCGCCAGAGGUCAUAGCGUGCGAACAACAAUUAGACGAAUCUUAUGACUGCCGCUGUGAUGUUUGGUCUGUGGGUAUAACGGCUAUAGAGUUAGCUGAAGGGGAACCACCACUCUCUGGCCUACAUCCGAUGAGAGCACUUUUCCAAAUACCUCGAAACCCGCCGCCAACUUUAUCUCAUCCAGAGAUGUUCUCACCACAACUCGUAGACCUGAUUGCAGACUGUUUAAUCAAAGAUAUGAAUCAGAGGCCCUUUGCUAGAGAACUGCUGGAGCAUCCUCUACUACUCGCUGUCAGUAGCUUUGAGGAUAAGAUCCGCAAAGAGCUUCAGGCGGAAAUAAAACGACAGAGAGCCGAAGGCCGAGGCUCUCGCGCGCCUGAAGCCACGACCAAAAGGGGAAAACUGAAAUCGCAUCGAAAAGCCCGACCUGAGAAAAUGUACACAGAUGACCUAGCCACAUUGGAAGUACUAACAGAAGACGCAAUCGUAGAUCAACUGCAGAAGAGAUAUACACAAAACCAGAUUUACACCUACAUCGGAGAUAUACUUGUCGCUGUGAACCCGUUUACUGACGUGGGAAUUUAUACCUCAAAGAUUCAACAGAUAUACCAAGGUCGGUGUCGCUCGGACAACCCGCCGCACAUCUACGCCGUGGCGGACGCGGCCCAUCAGGCGCUGAUGCACCAGAAGCUGCAUCAAGCUAUCGUGAUAUCUGGUGAAAGUGGCGCCGGCAAGACUGAGUCUGCUAACCUCUUGUUGAAACAGCUCGUGUAUUUAUCAAAGACUCAAAAUCGUAAUUUAGAAGAGAAGAUAUUACAAGUGAACCCAAUAAUGGAGGCUUUUGGUAACGCUCGCACCGGGAUCAACGCAAACAGUUCUCGUUUCGGCAAAUAUCUAGAUUUGUCUAUGAUGAGAGUUGGGCGGAUAUCUGGCGCUCGAAUGUCUGUGUAUCUUCUUGAACAGUCUAGAGUGGUUCAUCAAGCUUUAGGAGAAAGCAACUUCCACGUGUUCUACUAUCUAUACGACGGCUUGGAGAGCGAAGGUCGAUGGAGGAAGUUCUACCUCGACGAACAACUAAAGUCCAGGCACCGCUACCUGCAGCCGCUGUCCGUCACGCAUAGGGAGCACAACGUGCAUCGCUGGAGGCAACUUAAUCAAGCUUUUAAGGUUGUCGGUUUCCAAGAUGAGGAGGUCCAAAUCAUCUAUAAGAUGCUGGCCGCUAUACUACAUCUCGGUGAUAUCGAGUUUGGUGAGACGGCUGGAGAAGACAACACGGACAAUAAAGCCACUAUCAUUGACACUGCACCGUUACAUAGAGCAUCAUGUCUCCUCGGCGUGGAGACAGUGGACCUUCGCGAGUGCCUCACUAGCAGCAGCGUGGUCGCUCGAGGCGAAACCAUCGCCAGACACAGCUCACCCACUGAAGCUGCUGUGGCAAGAGACGCGACUGCAAGAGGUCUAUAUGCAAGAGCCUUUGAUAGAAUUGUUGAAAGAAUAAAUGCACUACUCUGUCAGAACAGACCUAAUAUGAACGAGCAGCUCUCCAUUGGAAUACUGGAUAUCUUUGGAUUUGAGAACUUCAACAAUAACUCUUUUGAGCAGCUUUGCAUUAAUAUUGCGAACGAACAAAUCCAGUACUAUUUCAAUCAGCAUAUAUUUACUUGGGAACAGCAAGAGUAUAUGGCGGAAGGUGUUCCAGUGGACUUGGUAGAGUUCUCAGAUAACCGGCCGGUUCUGGACAUGCUUUUGUCAAGACCGAUGGGCAUGCUGGCUUUGCUGGACGAAGAGAGUCGUUUUCCGCGAUCCACAGACAGAACCUUGAUUGAAAAGUUCCACAACAACAUCAAAAGUAAAUAUUACGUCCGUCCGAAAUCUGAUGCUAUCUGUUUUGCUGUUCACCACUUUGCUGGUCGUGUGGUGUACCAAGCUGACGGGUUCCUUGAGAAGAACCGCAACUUCCUUCCACCGGAAGUGGUACAGUUGAUGCGGCAGAGCCAGUACGACAUCAUCAGGUUCCUGUUCCAAUGUCCUAUUACUAAGACAGGGAACCUAUAUUCACCUCUUCAAGGAGACAUGGAUUCUCGGAGCUUGGAGAGUCCGACAUCCGGCGAUGUUAGGGAACGUUUCAAUAGUCGAGGUCUCGCCUCCCAGUCCAGGGCACAGCAGACAGUAUCAACUUACUUCAGAUAUUCUCUGAUGGAAUUACUCCAGAAGAUGGUGAGCGGAACUCCUCAAUUCGUGAGAUGUCUCAAACCAAAUGACUCUCGCUCACCAAAGCAUUUCGAUUCGGCGAAAAUAUUGAAACAGCUUCGCUACACUGGAGUUUUAGAAACUAUUAGAAUAAGGCAGAAUGGAUUUUCCCACCGACUCACCUUUGAAGAUUUUUUGAAAAGGUAUGGCUUUCUAGCCUUCAGCUACGAUGAGGUAAUGAAACCCAACCGUGAUACAAGUCGACUUCUUCUGCUUAGACUUAAGAUGGACGGCUGGGCUCUUGGCAAAUCCAAGGUCUUCCUCAAGUACUACCACGUUGAAGUUCUUGCCAGAAUCUAUGAAGAACAGAUAAGAAAAGUAGUGCUGGUCCAAGCGUGCGUCCGCGGUUGGUUGGCACGGCGCCAUUACCAGCGGUUAAAGGCACAGAUGGCGAUAUCAGUCCUUACUCUGCAAAGACACGUGCGCGGAUGGCUAACCCGCCGACGACUGCAGGAGAGACAGAGACAGCUAGCGCGAGAGUUCCAAAUGGAGCAGGAAAGCCAGAGGAAACAACAUAAGGCUGGUGUCCCAAACAAGAACAAAGCUAUGAUGAAGGCCAAGGUUUUGAGGCGAAUGACGUCACAGGACAGCGACACCAAUGAAACAAGUUCUGGAAACAAAGAAAACAUUGACACCGCAAGAGCAGCUGUUGUUAUACAGAGUCAUUUCCGCGGCUACACGGCCCGCCGCAAGUGGGCUAAAGGCCGCGCGCCCCCUCCGCCCUCCAUGGAGGCCCCCACCACGCCGCAGCAGCUCAUGCAACACUACUCCGUUCAGGAGAGAGCCUCGCAGCUCCACACCUUCGCCGACCAGGUGCACGAUAAGAACCAAGAGGUCCACAAGAACCUGCGCCGCAACAAGCCGGGCAUCAGGCUGCAGGAGGUGCAGCGAGCUGACGAGUACCGCCAGCCGCCGGGCUUCACCCUCGUGCCUGCUAUCGUGCGCGGACAGCCCACGCAAUUGGAGCGGGAUGCCAGCAGACUGUCCAGAUACCAACCAACGAGCAACGGUCACGACUACAGGGACGACAGGCAAACAGACGACAGGCAAAGGCAUCUACAGGCAAACCACAACUGGCAGAACUUGCCCUGCAGCCGGCAAUGCGGGGGCCUAGUCAGCAAUAAAAUCAACGAGCUGGUGCGAAAAUCUCAAAAAUCAGAACCACCGCCGCGGCCAGUUUAUAAUCCCACCUAUGACCCCGAGUCAGACUUGAGGAAGAUACUUCGGAACUCGCCAGAAAUACUCGCAACGCCCAUAUUUAGCUCGGAUGAUGACUAUACCGAGGGACCGUUUAGAUUCAAACAGCUGUUGAGGCCAACCCUCGGUCCAACAGAAAGUUUAAGAAAAAGGAAAGUCAGAAAUUCGUCAGGACAAAGUCCUUGGAUGUCUGACAGUUCCCAAGACAGUACUAGCUCUAAGCAAGCAUUGUGCAAACGCCGACCACAAAUCAGUAUGGGGGUCUUCUACAAUUGAUAAGCUAGUAACUGGCAAGUUUGCAAGUUAGCUGCGAGUUCCUCUACCUCUAAGCGAUAACACGUUCCCAACUUCCUAGAUAGUUUGGCUGCCAUAACUGCAGUCAACAGUUUUCCCUCACUGUUGAAACAUAAUUAUAGCACAUGGUUAAUGUGUGCGUGUGCUAACGUUUGAUUAAAUAUUAUACUAUUAUUAAUUAGCCAUUUAUAAUGAAACUAUAACCCAUGUUAGUGGUCUCUCAGACUUGUACCCUUAGUCUAUUUUCGAUCUAUUUAUCUGUAAUAACAUUGUAACAAUAUAUUGUAAAAUGUUUAACCGAUAUUGAUUGCGCUUGCCUCACUCGCAGCCAUAAAUGACUAAUAUUUAAGAGCACUUAUUAUUUUAUAGCCUAUAAACCUAAAAUUCAAUAUUAUUCACGAAGAGUAUUAGAAACAUUGUGUACUCUAUUUAAAAGAGGUUUAUGUAAAUUGGAAAUACCUCUGCCACGAGUUUAGGUUUCUUCCUCCGAGCAUUUUGUAUAAAAAAUGACAAUAUCCCAAAAGUGUCUUUCAACUGUUUAUUUUAGAGCAAUUUAACGCUGAAGUUAAUAAGAGUUGAGCCACAAUGUAGUAAACCCAGUGCAGAAAACCACUGAAACAAUUUCUAUAAUAAUUUGAAGUGCUCUCGAAAUGUUCCCAAUUUAUGCAAUUACCAAAGUCUAACACAUAAAUUUUAGUUAAUAAGCAAUCCUACUGUGACUUCGCUACUUUAAUUGAAUAGAAAUGUAUGCUAUUAUUAUUCUAACCGUACUUAUCUUGUAAUAUUUAUCAGUAUUAUUACAUAAUCUACUUGUGUUUACAAUAUGUAUAUCGAAAGUAGGAUCUCACCGGAAUAGUAAUAUUGUAAAAAUUACUCAUUAUUGCCAUCACAGUUAAAAAGAGUAAAUCUUUAGAUAUAUAACGUAUAUAAAAUUAUAAAUCAUUGACAACCUUUGUGAUAAUGUGCCAAUGAUUAUUGAUAAGUUAUUAGUGUGUAUUGAGGUGGUCAAAGAUAUAAAAAUAAAGUUUGUGCAACAGUAA
Trichoplusia ni (cabbage looper) is the source of this 5828-nucleotide messenger RNA. Its product is annotated as myosin-IIIb-like. The record is from RefSeq and is a predicted model, not a curated record. Gene Ontology annotation, cellular component: myosin complex. The transcript is spliced from 21 exons. Gene Ontology annotation, biological process: protein phosphorylation. Gene Ontology annotation, molecular function: protein kinase activity; ATP binding; protein binding. The coding region runs from base 454 to 4770 and encodes 1438 amino acids. NCBI's taxonomy places the organism in Eukaryota, Metazoa, Arthropoda, Insecta, Lepidoptera, Noctuidae.